This is a messenger RNA of Sphaeramia orbicularis (orbiculate cardinalfish), 3995 nucleotides long. RefSeq names its product SPT2 chromatin protein domain containing 1 (gene spty2d1). NCBI's taxonomy places the organism in Eukaryota, Metazoa, Chordata, Actinopteri, Kurtiformes, Apogonidae. Gene Ontology annotation, molecular function: histone binding; DNA binding. The coding region runs from base 465 to 2522 and encodes 685 amino acids. Gene Ontology annotation, biological process: nucleosome assembly; transcription by RNA polymerase I. The record is from RefSeq and is a predicted model, not a curated record. Gene Ontology annotation, cellular component: nucleolus. The transcript is spliced from 6 exons.
UUCCUUUGUGUCCUCUCUGAACCCUUUAAUUCUUCGGUCUUCAUAGCUCUUUGCCGUCAUUAAUACCCGGCGUUAGUCUAGGUUAAGUUUCCACAGUUUUAAAAAUAACCGGACCGCUAAUGUAUUUUGAUGGCUCUGACUUUAGUUUGGUGUGUUAUAUCAAUACCAACGGACAAAAUUCGUCUCUCCGGCUGCUACUUCUUGGAUGGCUAGUUUGUAAACGUGACGUUAGCUAACUUUGCUAACGUAGGCGGAUGAAGUAAAUCGGUGUUAUAUGCAACUCUUAUUUCUACGGAUCGAGUUCGAUAAAGCGGUUUCUUUACAGUUUUCAAAGUGUCGUUUUAGAUAACGGCAAAUAGCGAGCAACGUGGGUGUAAAAGGUCUACGCUAAGAUUAAGCUCAGUGCUGUGUGAGUUGUCUCCCUCGCUUCAGAUAGCCAGCUGCCACCGCCUGCUCCCGGAAUUAUGGAUUUCGAUUAUAUAUUGUCCGUUGCUUCUCAAAACCAGGACGGCAAUAAUGUCCAGAAGCGAUACAGUUUACAAGCUGGACCACCAAAAAAAGACCCCAGGUCAAAGGGUGUGAAUCCUGCUGCUGUUCAGGCGCUCCUGAAAAAGCAACAAAAUGAGAGCAGACAGAAAGAAAUUAAAAAGAAGAAAGAGAAAGAAGAACUUCUAGCCAAGAGGGUUGAGUUAAAGUCGGAUCGAAAGGCACGUGCCAUGGCUUCCAGGACCAAGGACAAUUUCAGAGGCUACAAUGGCAUCCCAGUGGUAGAGGGUCCUAAAAAGAGGAAAACAAAGCUAGAAAUGCAGGAGGAAAGAUCAAUGAAUCAAGCAAGAGUUGGCUUUCGUGUACCUGACCCAGAAGAUGAUGAGGACAAUUAUGAGUAUGAACAGACAGACUCUGAGACAGAGCAGGAGCCAGAGCCACAGAGACCAGACAGAAACACUAGUAGUAGUAGUAAGCUCUUGAAAAAGUCUACUGGACCACCCAAGCCCCCUCCAACUCACUUAAACUUUGCAGAGUUACUUAAACUGGCAGAAAAGAAGCAGUUUGAGCCAGUCGAGUUAAAGCCUAAGGUAGUAAAAAAGGAGGAAAGGCUCCGCACUGCUGAAGAGAUAAGGGAAUUGGAAUUGGAGCGUAAGGCAAAAAGACUAGAUAAGGACAGAGACCCAAAGGUAGAGAGACAAAGGGACAGCAAGCCUCAAUCUAGCACUAGUUCCAGAAAAGGCACUUUAGAGAAGGAGCAGAGAAAUAGCAAAUUUCAGAAGAAUGUGUCAGAAAAGUCCAGCUUGGCCAGUGAUAUGGGGAAGAGGCCAAAUCCAUCAUUUAAAAAUGAUAAAGGACACUCAUCUUCUAAACCCUCUGUCAGUGACAGAGAGAGACCCAAAAUGUCUCAUGGUGACAGGGACAGACCCAAGACAAGCAUGUCUAGUUCUUCUAGUGCCAUAAACAAUAAAUUUUCUUCAAAAGCCACAUCUUCUCAAGUUUCAGGUAAACAGAUGGGGCCCAAGCCUUCAUCUAGCCACAAAUCAAACACCUCAAGUGACCUUACCAUGAGAAAAGAAAGUUCAUCACUUCAUGGAAGACCUGCCAGCAGUUCUAGUACCAGGCCAUCUGGUACACCAGGCCAAAAAUCACAACAGAGCAGGCCCAUCCAGGGUGCCUUGCAGAAGCAGGGGACAACAUUAGGACCUCAGAGGACUGGGAAGGGAGAACUACAGAGGCAGUCAAAUUCUGCCGUGAGACCUUCAUUGGGUGGUGCUGGUAAACCAAACCAACCUCAGGCACGGCCUACAGGCUCAUUUCAGGCAAAACCUGGUGGUGCUUCUCAGCCCAGGCCUGGUGGGAGUGGUCUGAAGGGUCACAUUGGAGGUACAGGAGCCCGACCUCCAGGAAUCGGACCAGGAAGACCUGGUACUGGAGGACAAGCACCUGGACGUGUGACUGGUAGUGUUGGAUCAGGGCCUGGAAGACCCAAGUGCACUGUGGUAUCAGAAACCAUCUCAUCUAAGAACGUUGGAGGAUCCAGACCCGGUGUCCCUCCUCGACCUGGCAUGCCACAGAGACCAGGGAUGCCCCCUAGACCAGGCAUGCCACAGAGACCAGGGAUGCCCCCUAGACCAGGAAUGCCACAGAGACCAGGGAUGCCCCCUAGACCAGGAAUGCCACAAAGGCCAAUGAACAGGCCACCAGGCCCAAUGUUGCCACCUAUCACAUCUGCAUACAAGAGGAAAUAUGAGGAGGAAGAAGAGUAUGACUCAGAAAUGGAUGAUUUUAUCGACGAUGGAGGUGAUGACCAAGAAGAAAUUUCCAGACACAUUAAGGAAAUCUUCGGUUAUGAUCGAAACAAAUACAAAGAGGAGAGUGACUAUGCCCUUAAAUUCAUGGAAAGCAGCUGGCGAGAUCUACAGAAAGAAGAGGCCAGGAGCUUGAGAUUGGCUGUGCAAGAGGAUCUAGAAGAGGAGAGAAGAGAGGAAGAGGAACUGAAACAGCAAAACGCCAAAAGAAAAAAGAGGAACUGAAGUCCAUUGUCUCCUGAGAGAUUAAACAGUGGAUUUGACAUCUUAACACUUGAAGCUCACUGACUGUGUUCUCUUUAACCUUUAGCGCUUAUUUUCUGCUUCUCUUCCUGUGCUGAAACAUACAUUUUUGUGGAAUCACACUGGACAUUGGCACAAGAGGAAAAUAAUUUUUAGUGAAAGACCAUCAGAAACAAAAUAUGCACAAAUCAUUCAAGCAUUAGGCUACUAGUAUGUAUUCAAAGUUGUCGCCUUUUUCCUAUUUAUUUUCCCUACUGAGUUCAGAGUUUAUUCUCAACAGUCUCAAUUUCUAAGAGGAUCUGAUCUGCAAAGAGACAUAGUAUGAAUAUGCAAGAGUGUGAUUUUUAAACUAACAAUGGCAUACAAUGUCACAUACUAACAUUCUAUUUUUGCGCUGGAUUUGUUGGAUAUUUUUCAAAUAAUUGUUGAUUGUAAAAUAAUUUGGAUUACACAAAAACAUUACCACUUGGUGUAUUGUGAUUAUACUUAAAAAAUUACAGAAGUGAUUGCUUAUUGAUUUUUAUUUAAUUGUCUAGUGUUAGAAUUUUAGAUUAUAUUUGCUUAUUGACUGGCAAAAUACUGGUUAUAUGCAUAGAAUCCAGGUUCUGCAGCUAAGUUUUACAGAGAAAAAAAUUUGAUACAUUGGUUCUCUACUUAAUUAUUUUAUUUAAAACUAUGUACAUUUGAUUUUUUUAUGAGUAAAUGUGGUGUUUGUGAUUCUUUUUGUUCGUUACCCCUACAGAUGGAUCUUAUUUCAUUGCAUGUAAUAGUUUCCAUUUUUAGGCACUUUUUCCCCAAAUGGCUUGCCGUACCUGUCAUUCCGUAGUGGGCGGGGCCUGUCACUAGCUAAACUUGAAAGUUUGCGGAAGUUUAAGCAAUUAAUAGAAAGUCAGGCUUCAAGACGAAACCGGUAGAAAGGCUCUAAGUAGAUUUUUGUAUUCUAAUAGAUGGACCUGAACUCGGAGAAGAUACAGCGGAUCCUUUCUAAGGUUAGUUAUUUACCAAAUGUUCAAGCAAUAAGCAAUUUCAACAAAAGUAAAGUUGUUAAUACCGGCUAGCAUAGGGGGCUAGUCUGUGUUAGCUGUUGUCAGUCUAAACUAACUGGCUGAACCUGCUCCAGAGUUAUGUAAUGGAACGUGAGUAACUCGUGAAUAUUUUUGAGACGUCGAAAAUUACAGUAAAUAUACAUAUAUAUAAAUCUUCCCCCAUUAAAUGACAGCAAGUCCAGUCUACCUCGAUAAACCAGUACAGAAUCAGUGCCUUGAGGUAAAUCUGUGCUUUCGAAGAGUCAGGAUGCUUGUUGAAGGAAAUCGGAUGAUAAUAGAGACUAUAUGUGUGUGUUUUGUGAUGUAGCACAUAAAGACGAAUGAUCUGUUGUAAUUUGAGAGUGUGAUUAAGCUGUCAGGCACUGUUUAUGUCUGUGUCCAAGUUAAAUAAAAAUCUGCUAUCGCACAC